UUACGUUGCGCAGUUCUAUUGAGAAAACCCUACUAUUUUUGCGUAUACUACGCACAUUUAUUCUUUAAAAAGAGUAAUUUCUAAUUAAUAUGGCAUCCCAGGCCAAAAAGAGAAAAAUGAAUUUCUCGGAAAGGGAGGUGGAAAUUAUAGUGGAGGAAAUGGAGAAACAAAAGCACAUACUAGUUAACCACUUCAAUGCUGGAGUCACUCACAUCACCAAAAACAACGCAUGGGUAGAGAUACUGAAGAGAGUCAACGCCGUAACUACCUGUCAGCGAGAACUCGCCGAGGUAAAGAAGAAGUGGUCCGACCUGAAGACCGAGGUCCGGCGGAAGGUGGCCCAGGCACGGGCGGCUAUGGAGGGGACUGGCGACUGUACCUCGGUCCCCGUCAUCCUCACUUCCAUGCAACAGCGGAUCUGUAACCUCCUGGGAGAGGCGACGAUCAUCAGCCUACCUGCAGGGGAUGGUGGCACCGAGAUUACCGUGCCAGUGCCCAUGAGCUCGGCUACCACUGUGACACUAACGCAGAACAUUCAGACUGCUUCUGCUGCGGCCUGCGAGGUACAGAAAACACUAGAAGCAGAAACCACUUACCACACUCUGGAGGAGGGGGUGGUGGAGUACUGCACGACCGAGACUCCCGUCGCCGUCACCACGGAGACGCCGGUGGAGAUGCUGACGGCCCAGGCGGAGUGCUCCAUCAAGCCUCAGGAGCUGAAGAGCCGCAUCGCCCUCAAUUCGGCCAAGCUGCUGCAGGAGCAGCGGGUGACCAACCUGCACGUGCGGGAGAUCGCCCAGCACCUGGAGAACCAGAAUGACCUGCUGCAGAUGAUCCGCCGCUCCCAGGAGGCCCAGGCCUGCGCCCAGGAACGGCAGGCCCAGGCGCUGGAGGGCACGCAGGCUGCCCUCAUCGCCCUCAUACAGAUGCUCCGCCCCGCCCUCAAGGACUUCCGGAAGUUUCUCCAGAGCACCGCCAACAGCUCCGCUGCGGGGCCCCUGUCGGAUGGCGGGGACCCCAAGCCCAACCCCCCACAGCAGGCGGAGGAUGGCAAUUAGGCACCAAGGCGGAGAGCGGGGAGGCGGAGG
Megalops cyprinoides (Indo-Pacific tarpon) is the source of this 1088-nucleotide messenger RNA. RefSeq names its product nuclear apoptosis inducing factor 1 (gene naif1). Lineage: Eukaryota; Metazoa; Chordata; Actinopteri; Elopiformes; Megalopidae. Bases 90 to 1058 code for a protein of 322 amino acids. The transcript has 3 exons. The record is from RefSeq and is a predicted model, not a curated record. Gene Ontology annotation, cellular component: nucleus.